Phragmites australis (common reed) is the source of this 2100-nucleotide messenger RNA. RefSeq lists its product as uncharacterized. NCBI's taxonomy places the organism in Eukaryota, Viridiplantae, Streptophyta, Magnoliopsida, Poales, Poaceae. The transcript is spliced from 4 exons. The record is from RefSeq and is a predicted model, not a curated record. The coding region runs from base 1 to 2100 and encodes 699 amino acids. Gene Ontology annotation, molecular function: protein dimerization activity.
AUGGCGCCGGGGCGCGGCACGGGUGCAGGCGCCGGCGCUGGCGCGAGCCUGGCCGAGGUGGUGGCACUGGGGCGCGACGCAGGUGCAAGGGCUGGCGCGAGCCUAGCCGAGACGGCGCCGGGGCGCGGCGCGGGUGCAGGCGCCGGCACUGGCUUGGCCGAGGCGGUGCCGGGGAGCAGCGCGGGUGCAGGUGCUGGCGCGAGCCUGGCCGAGGCGGUGCCGGGGCGCGUUGCCAGUGCAGGCGCAUGCGCGGGCACGAGGCAGACAGCAGCGGCGGCAAGUCAGAUUCAUGAAGAGGCUGAAGCGAACGAAACGGCUCAAGUGGAUGACAAUGAUGAUGGAAUUUAUGAUGUUGACUUGCUUCCGCGUGAUCCUGGGAAGAGGAUUCCAAUUGCAGAUUAUGAUAUCAAUGAUCAAGAUAGGGUGGUUCUAAAGAAUGCUCCGAAAAAAAGUAAAAUGAUAGACCACAAGAUACAAAAGGAUCUUAUAAGCUCUUAUGCCAAGGAAACUACUAAGCUUAUUAUGGAGGAUCUUGGUAAUGAACAUUUUUUUAUACUUGCUGAUGAAUCUAGUGAUGUGUCCCUAAAUGAACAAUUGGCUCUUUGCUUGCGUUAUGUUGAUAAAAAGGGAAAGCCAGUUGAGAGAUUUCUUGGUGUUGUCAAUGUUGAAGACACUACAUCUUCAACACUAAAAACUGCAAUUGGAAAUUUGCUUAUGGAUCAUCAGUUGAGCUUUUCUAUGGUCCGUGGGCAAGGAUACGAUGGAGCUAGUAACAUGAAGGGUCACAUUAAUGGUUUGAAGAAACUUAUAAUGGAUGAGUCUCCUUCUGCUUAUUAUGUUCACUGCUUUGCUCAUCAACUUCAAUUAACUCUUGUUGUUGUUGCUAAGGAGAGUGGUGAUUGUCAAUGGUUUUUUCAACAACUCUCAUAUUUAUUAAAUGUUCUUGGUAAUUCUUGUAAGAAGAUAAAAAUGCUUCGAGUGGCUCAAGCUGAGUCUAUCAUUGAAUCAUUGGAAUUGGGUGAACUUGAAAGCGGUCAGGGUUUGAAUCAAGAGAUGGGUUUGGGAAGGCCAGGUGAUACAAGGUGGGGAUCUCACUAUAAAACUAUAUUGCAUAUUAUUGCUUUGUACCAACCAAUUCGAAAAACUCUUAUCAAGAUUGGGGAAGACUAUAAUAGGACAGAGGCUAUAUCGGCUCAAACUAUGUUGACAUCAUUUGAGUCAUUCGAGUUCGUUUUCAUGUUACAUUUGAUGGAAGAAAUAUUUGGGUACACAGAUGACUUAGGCAAUGCUUUGCAAAAGAGGGAACAAGAUAUUGUUGAUGCUAUUUCUCUUGUUUAUACCACAAAGGAACAAUUGCAGUUAUUGCGGGAAGAUGGUGGAUGGGAUACUUUCCUUCAAGGUGUCAUUUCUUUUUGUGUGAAGCAUAAGAUCAAAAUUGCUGAUAUGGAUGGUCACUACAAGCCGGUUGGAAGAUCUGCAAGGUUCUAUGGUAAAGCUACAAAUAAACACCGCUUUCAUGUUGAUAUGUUUUUGGGUGUCAUUGAUAGGCAACUUCGAGAGCUUAAUGACCGGUUUGAUGAGGUGAACACAGAAUUACUUAUUUGCAUGGCAUCAUUCAAUCCUAUUGAUUCAUUUGCUGCAUUUGAUAAGGAGAAUUUGGUUAAGCUUGCUCAAUUUUAUCCUACGGAUUUCACAAAGGAUGAAAUGUUGAAACUUCCCAAUCAAUUAAGAAAUUAUAUCGCAGAUGUGCGAAGGGAUGAGAGGUUUAAAGAUGUGAAAACUUUUGCCGAUCUUUCUAUUAAUCUUAUUGAAACAAAGAAGAACGGCACUUUUGAAGUUGUUUACAAGCUUCUCAAAUUGGUGCUAAUUCUUCCUGUAGCGACAGCUAGUGUUGAGAGAGUGUUUUCUUCAAUGACUUAUGUGAAGAAUAAGCUAAGGAAUAAAAUAGGGAGUCAAUACAUGAAUGAUUGUUUGGUCACUUUUAUUGAGCGGGACUUCUUUUUGCAAGUUGAGGAUGAUAUCAUCAUAGCUGCGUUUCAAAAGACGAGGAACCGUAAAGUUGAAUUGGUGACAUGUGCAGCUUGUGACUUCCUACUCUGA